CACUCAAUGGUACGCAAAAGGGUUUUAUGGUAUCAACUAUAAACCCUAGUUUAGGAGAAGCAGCAACGAGAUACGAAAUUAGCAAUGGAGGACGGGAAGGUGAAGAAGAAUAGUAUUGGGCAACCAAAGGAGAUUUUCGCAUCCUGUGAUUUCUCUAGUCUUGGGCUUCACCCUGCCUUAUGUGACCAGCUUCGAGACAGGAUGGGCUAUCAAGCUCCGACAUUAGUUCAAGCACAAGCUAUUCCAGUUAUUCUCUCAGGAAGACAUGUGCUCGUUAAUGCAGCUACAGGCACAGGCAAAACUGUAACAUACCUUGCUCCAAUCAUUCAUCAGUUGCAAAAGUGUGAUCCUAGGAUUGAACGAUCUGAUGGUACUUUUGCAUUGGUACUUGUACCAACACACGAGCUAUGCAUGCAGGUAUAUGAAAAUCUACAGAAGUUAUUGCACCGAUUCCAUUGGAUCGUUCCAGGUUAUAUAAUGGGUGGUGAAAACAGGUCAAAAGAGAAAGCCAGGUUGCGUAAAGGAAUAUCAAUUCUUGUUGCAACUCCAGGACGUUUACUGGAUCAUUUAAAGCACACAGCAUCAUUUGUUCAUAAGAAUUUGCGAUGGAUAAUAUUCGAUGAGGCAGACAGGAUUCUUGAACUAGGAUUUGGUAAAGAGAUAGAAGAGAUACUUGAUAUUUUGGGUUCAAAAGGCAAAGAUACUGAAGUUGUGAGACAAAAUUUGCUCUUGUCAGCCACCUUAAAUGAAAAAGUCAACCAUCUUGCAAACAUCAGUUUGGAAGAUCCAGUUAUGAUUGGUCUUGAUGAAAAAAAGAUUCAACCAUCUAAUAAGCAAACUACAUCAUUGAUUUCUGAUGCGAUUGAAAGAUUAGAGAACUCUGGGAAAGUAUCAGUUGCUUCAAAUGAGGAAUAUAAUCUUCCAGCUCAACUGAAUCAGAGAUAUGUCAAAGUACCUUGUGGCUCUCGUCUUGUGGUGCUCCUUUCCAUUCUAAAGAAUUUAUUCACUGGAGAACCUUCUCAAAAGAUUGUGGUAUUCUUCUCAACAUGUGAUGCAGUCGAUUUCCAUCAUGCACUAUUAAGUCAAUUUCAUGGAUUAUCAAAUUCACAAACAGAAACAGAAAAUAAACAUCUAUUUGUGCAAUGUAACAUUUUAAGAUUACAUGGAAACAUGAAGCACGAAGAUCGAGUCAAAACAUUCAAUUCUUUCAAAACUGAAAAAUCAGCUCUUUUAUUAUCAACCGAUGUUUCUGCAAGAGGUCUAGAUUUUCCAAAAGUCCGUUGCAUUAUUCAGUAUGAUUCCCCUGGUGAAGCAACUGAGUAUGUUCAUAGAGUUGGAAGAACUGCUCGAUUAGGUGAAAAAGGGGAUUCCUUGUUGUUUCUUCAACCAAUUGAAGUUGAUUAUCUACAAGAGCUUCAAAAACAUGGUGUAAUGUUAACAGAAUACCCUCUUCUCAAACUUCUAGAUGGUUUUCCUUUACAUGGUUUAAAUUUAAAACACCAUCACCAUGUGAAAAAGUUUGUCUCAGUCGAGAUGCAUCCAUGGGUGGUUUCUUUGCAGAGGUCCCUUGAAUCCUUCAUCUUUAAGGAGGGGAAGAUGAAGAAAUUAGGGCAGAAUGCGUUUUGUUCGUGGGUAAGAGCAUACAGUGCGCAUCGUGGGGAGUUGAAGAGUAUAUUCAUGGUGAAGAAGCUUCACUUGGGACACGUGGCAAGAAGUUUUGGGCUCAAGGAACAGCCGUCUUUGGUGGGUAGAUCUGUCCAGAAGAAGCAUACGGAAAAAAGGAAAAGGGAAGAGAAAACGAAAACACAGAAGAGAGGGGGUUUGGAUUUGAAGAAGAAGAGAAAGACACUAACUGAUUAUGAUUGAGACACGUGGCACUUUGUGACAGGGAGAAAAGGGUAAAUGUAGCUUUAUGUAUUGGCUGGCUAUGUGGGUGGUAUGUCAUUGAUGUGAUGAUGAUGUUGAAAGUACGAAUGACCUCGCUUUUAUUAGCCUAAUCCUCUCGAAUGGCCCAUUGCUUUAAGAAGAAUAUGUGACUUUAGUUAUGCCACAUAUAGGUGCACAACAUGGUUUUUUAUCUUCCAGAUUCAGAUCGGUUCUAAAAUCGAAUCCGAUCAUGGUCAACGAAAGUCAAACCAGAAUGUGUUGCUUAUCAUUAAAUAAUUAAAUGAUGUAUUUGAUAUGUAUUUUUUUUUUAAUGUUUUAAACUAUUUAUUGUUUAUUGAAUAGUUAAUCGAUUGAUAGAAAUGUAUUUUUUAUGUU
Messenger RNA from Lactuca sativa (garden lettuce), 2262 nucleotides. Its product is annotated as P-loop containing nucleoside triphosphate hydrolases superfamily protein. The record is from RefSeq and is a predicted model, not a curated record. Lineage: Eukaryota; Viridiplantae; Streptophyta; Magnoliopsida; Asterales; Asteraceae. Gene Ontology annotation, molecular function: RNA helicase activity; ATP binding; nucleic acid binding.